This is a messenger RNA of Candoia aspera, 6871 nucleotides long. RefSeq names its product cytoskeleton associated protein 5 (gene CKAP5). Gene Ontology annotation, molecular function: microtubule plus end polymerase activity; microtubule plus-end binding. Gene Ontology annotation, cellular component: centrosome; microtubule plus-end; kinetochore. Gene Ontology annotation, biological process: centrosome duplication; microtubule polymerization; mitotic spindle organization. The transcript has 46 exons. Bases 218 to 6409 code for a protein of 2063 amino acids. Lineage: Eukaryota; Metazoa; Chordata; Lepidosauria; Squamata; Candoiidae. The record is from RefSeq and is a predicted model, not a curated record.
CCCUUCUCUCAGGUGCGGUGGGAGUCGGAGGCUGGUGUCGCCGGCUGCAAUGCACUGCGCCCCGCCCUUGGAGGAGGCGCCUUCUUUUUUGCCGGUAGGAGAUGCAGCUACUCGCCAGCUCCUUCUGUUAAGCGGUGCUGCCGUUGUUGGGUAAGGAGAACUGCGGCCUAGCUCAAACUGGGAAUUAUAGUGAAGUAUUACAAGAAACUGAAGCAUCAUGGCAGAUGAUAGUGAAUGGAUGAAAUUAUCCAUUGAUCAAAAAUGUGAACACAAGGUGUGGAAAGCCAGAUUAAAUGGGUAUGAAGAAGCACUGAAGCUGUUUGAGAAGAUAGAUGAUGAAAAGAGCCCUGAAUGGUCCAAAUUCCUUGGACUUAUAAAGAAAUUUGUGACAGACUCAAAUGCAGUGGCUCAGCUGAAAGGAUUAGAAGCUGCACUUGCUUAUGUUGAAAAUGCUUACGUAGCAGGAAAAACAACAGGUGAGGUCGUGUCUGGAGUUGUAAAUAAAGUGUUCAAUCAGCCUAAGGCUAGAGCAAAGGAAUUGGGCAUAGAUAUAUGCCUUAUGUUUGUUGAAAUCGAGAAAGGGGAAAUGGUACAAGAAGAACUGCUUAAAGGCUUGGACAACAAGAACCCCAAGAUUAUUGUGGCAUGCAUAGAGACGCUGAGGAAAGCACUAAGUGAAUUUGGUUCAAAAAUAAUUACCCUGAAGUCAAUAAUCAAAGUGUUGCCAAAACUCUUUGAAUCUCGAGAGAAGGCUGUUCGAGAUGAAGCCAAACUCCUUGCUGUUGAGAUUUAUCGAUGGAUUAAGGAUGCUCUUAGGCCUCCAUUACAGAACAUAAACUCUCUUCAGUUAAAAGAACUGGAAGAAGAAUGGGUCAAACUGCCAUCAUCUACUCCCAAGCAGUCCAGAUUUCUUCGAUCCCAGCAAGAAAUGAAAGCAAAGUUUGAGCAACAGCAGGCAGCUGGUGGAGAUGCAGACGCAGGAGGAGAUGAUGGUGAUGAUGAAGUUUCGCAAGUAGAUGCUUAUGAACUUUUGGAAGCUGUUGAAAUUCUCUCCAAACUUCCUAAAGAUUUCUAUGACAAAAUAGAGGCCAAAAAGUGGCAGGAAAGAAAAGAAGCUUUGGAAGCAGUAGAAGUGCUGGUUAAAAAUCCCAGAUUGGAAGCUGGAGAUUAUGCAGACUUGGUGAAAGCUCUUAAGAAGGUUGUUGGAAAGGAUACAAAUGUGAUGUUGGUUGCUUUGGCUGCCAAAACCCUUGCUGGACUUGCUGCUGGUCUCAGGAAGAAAUUUGGACAGUAUGCUGGUCAUGUUGUCCCAACUAUUCUAGAGAAGUUCAAAGAGAAAAAGCCUCAGGUUGUGCAAGCCUUGCAAGAAGCCAUUGAUGCAAUCUUUCUAACUACCACGUUACAAAAUCUCAGUGAGGAUAUCUUGGCUGUAAUGGAUAACAAAAACCCAACCAUCAAGCAGCAGACAUCCCUCUUCAUUGCACGAAGCUUUCGUCACUGCACUCCUUCUACACUUCCCAAAAGUCUCCUGAAACCUUUCUGUGCUGCUCUCCUCAAGCACAUCAAUGAUUCGGCUCUGGAAGUUAGAGAUGCUGCAUUUGAAGCUCUGGGCACUGCCCUAAAAGUGGUAGGUGAGAAAGCUGUGAAUCCUUUCCUAACAGAUGUGGACAAACUGAAGCUAGACCGGAUUAAAGAGUGUGCUGAAAAGGUAGAGUUGGUUGGUGGAGGUAAAGUCGUUGGAGGAGCCGAUAGAAGAGAAAACAAAGCUGUUGCUGGCAAGACACCAAUUCUUUCUGGAGCUGCAGGCGACAAAGAUAUGAAAGAUAACUCAGCUAAAUCUGGGCCGUUGAAAAAGGCUCCCACUGCUAAGGCUGGCGGUCCAGUGAAGAAAAGCAAACCAGCUUCAGCUGGGGGAGCAGGAAAUACUGGAACAAAAGCCAAAAAAGGAACUGAAGUAAAAGAGAUAUUUGAGCCAGAACUCUCAAUAGAGAUGUGUGAGGAGAAGGCUUCAGCUGUCCUCCCAGCUGCGUGCAUACAGCAGUUAGAUAGCGGCAAUUGGAAGGAAAGGCUGGCUUGCAUGGAAGAAUUUCAAAAGGCUGUUGAGCUGAUGGAUAAAACUGAAAUGCCUUGCCAGGCUUUAGUAAGGAUGUUGGCAAAGAAACCUGGAUGGAAAGAGACCAACUUUCAGGUGAUGCAGAUAAAACUUCAUAUAGUUGCCUUGGUUGCUCAAAAGGGAACCUUUUCCAAAACAUCUGCACAAAUUGUGCUGGAUGGCCUUGUGGAUAAGAUUGGUGAUGUGAAAUGUGGGAGCAAUGCAAAAGAAGCACUAACAGCAAUAGCAGAAGCCUGUCAGUUGCCUUGGACUGCUGAGCAGGUUAUGUCCAUGGCGUUCUCCCAGAAGAAUCCAAAGAACCAAUCAGAAACUUUAAACUGGCUCUCAAAUGCAAUUAAAGAGUUUGGGUUUGCUGGAUUGAACGUGAAGGCAUUUAUCAGCAAUGUUAGAACUGCUCUCGCAGCUACAAAUCCCGCUGUGAGGACAUCUGCCAUAACCUUACUAGGUGUCAUGUUUCUAUAUGUUGGUCCCCCUUUACGAAUGUUCUUUGAGGAUGAGAAGCCUGCUCUUCUUUCCCAAAUCGAUGCAGAGUUUGAAAAAAUGCAAGGACAAACACCACCUGCUGCAACUCGAGGCAAUUCAAGACACAAUAUUGGCAGUGAUGAUGGUGAAGAAGGAGAAGAACAGGAGGAUGCAGGGAAUGAUGUUGUGGACCUCUUGCCUAGGGCUGAUAUCAGUGAUAAGAUCACAUCUGAACUGAUAUCUAAGAUUGGUGAUAAAAACUGGAAAAUCCGAAAGGAGGGUCUGGAUGAAGUUACAAGCAUCAUUAAUGAAGCCAAAUUCAUACAGCCAAACAUAGGUGAACUUACCCCUGCAUUGAAGAGUCGUCUUAAUGAUUCCAAUAAAAUCCUGAUACAACAAACGCUGACCAUCCUUCAGCAACUGGCCACUGCUAUGGGCCCAAAUAUCAAGCAACAUGUGAAAAAUUUGGGAAUUCCCAUCAUCACAAUUCUUGGAGACAGUAAGAACAAUGUACGAGCAGCUUCCUUAGCAACAGUGAAUGCCUGGACUGAGCAGACAGGCAUGAAAGAGUGGUUGGAAGGGGAGGAUCUGUCAGAAGAACUCAAGAAAGAGAACCCUUUUCUAAGGCAAGAGCUUUUAGGCUGGCUAGCUGACAAGUUGCCCACUCUCCGUACUGUCCCAUCAGACUUAGUUUUAUGUGUGCCUCACCUGUACUCUUGCCUGGAGGAUCGAAAUGGAGAUGUCCGUAAAAAGGCACAGGAUGCUCUUCCAUUUUUUAUGAUGCAUCUGGGUUUUGAGAAGAUGGCCAAAGCCACUGGCAAAUUGAAGCCAACUUCGAAAGAUCAAGUACUGGCCAUGCUUGAAAAGGCUAAAGCCAAUAUGCCUGCUAAACCUGCUCCACCAUCUAAGGCAUCUUCCAGAGCAGUGGGAGCAGCUCCAGCCAAAUCUCAAGCUGCUUCAGGUUCCAGUGAAGAUUAUUUACCUAGCACAAUGGAGACUAAACCUGAUGCCAAAAAAGCCAAAACAGGAGGAAAUGCCCCUAAAACCAAGCAUUCUGAUGCAAAUGCAUUCCUCACCAAAGGCAAUAGUAAUCUGACAAAGAACAAAGUUAUCAAACAGGGUAUACAAGGGAAAAAGGUACCAAGCAAAUCCAACUUGAAAGAUGAUGAUGACAGGUCUGGCCCAGCUUUUAUUUUAGUCCCAAAUGGGAAAGAGCAAAGAAUGAAAGAUGAGAAAGGAUUAAAGGUUUUGAAAUGGAAUUUUACUACUCCUCGUGAUGAAUAUAUAGAGCAAUUGAAGACUCAGAUGUCUAGCUGUGUUGCCAAGUGGUUACAAGAUGAAAUGUUUCAUGCAGAUUUUCAGCACCACAACAGAGCUCUUAGUGUAAUGGCUGAGCACUUGGAGAGUGAAAAAGAUGGAGUUAUCAGCUGUUUAGAUCUGAUUCUGAAGUGGAUCACUCUGAGAUUCUUUGACACCAACACAAGUGUUCUGAUGAAGACUCUGGAGUAUCUUAAGCUGCUGUUUACCAUGUUGAACCAAGAAGAAUACCACCUGACUGAAAAUGAAGCCACUUCUUUCAUCCCCUAUCUUAUCCUGAAGGUUGGGGAACCCAAAGAUGUCAUUCGGAGGGACGUGCGUGCCAUUCUGAACAGGAUGUGCCUUGUCUAUCCAGCCAGCAAAAUGUUCACAUUUAUCAUGGAUGGGACAAAGUCAAAAAACUCAAAACAGCGGGCAGAGUGCUUGGAAGAGCUGGGGUGUCUGGUUGAAUCAUACGGCAUGAAUGUGUGUCAGCCAACUCCGGGCAAAGCCUUAAAGGAAAUUGCAAUUCACAUUGGUGACAGGGACAACACAGUCAGAAAUGCUGCACUUAAUACCAUUGUUACUGUUUACAAUGUGCAUGGGGACCAGGUGUUCAAGCUGAUUGGAAAUCUUUCUGAGAAGGACAUGAGUAUGUUGGAGGAACGAAUAAAGCGGUCGGCUAAGAGGCCAAAUGCUGCUUUAGCAAGGCAGGUAGAUGAAAAACCACAGCGCAUGCAAAAUGCCAAUGCCAGUGCAAACAUGCUGCGGAAGGGAGCAGCUGACGACAUGUCUUCCAAACUCAAAAUUAUGUAUCGCACUUAUAGGAUCCAAGCCCGUAACUUGAGUGGCCAUUCAGAGACAAUGCACGCAGUUCCCCGGGAAUUUCAGCUGGAUCUGGAUGAAAUAGAAAAUGAUAAUGGCACAGUACGAUGUGAAAUGCCAGCACUUGUUCAGCACAAACUGGAUGACAUCUUUGAGCCAGUCUUGAUUCCUGAACCCAAAAUCCGUGCUGUCUCCCCACACUUUGAUGACAUGCACAGCAAUACUGCUUCUACCAUCAACUUCGUUAUCUCCCAGGUAGCCAGUGGUGAUAUCAAUACUAGCAUCCAAGCUCUAGCACAGAUUGAUGAGGUUCUGAGACAAGAGGACAAAGCAGAAGCGAUGUCUGGCCACAUUGACCAGUUCCUAAUAGCUACAUUCAUGCAGCUGCGACUCAUUUAUAAUACUCAUAUGGCUGAUGAGAAACUGGACAAGGAUGAGAUAGUCAAGUUGUACAGUUGCAUCAUUGGAAACAUGAUUUCAUUAUUCCAGAUUGAAAGCUUGGCAAGGGAGGCUUCUGCAGGAGUGUUGAAGGACUUGAUGCACGGCCUCAUUACCUUAAUGCUGGAUUCAAGGGUUGAAGAUCUAGAGGAAGGCCAGCAGGUUAUCAGAUCUGUCAACCUUUUGGUGGUAAAAGUUCUAGAGAAAUCUGACCAAACCAACAUAUUGAGUGCCCUGCUAGUUCUACUCCAGGACAGUCUAUUAGCAACUGCUAGUUCUCCCAAGUUCUCAGAACUUGUAAUGAAAUGUUUAUGGAGAAUGGUAAGACUUCUCCCUGAAACUAUCAACAGUAUCAACCUGGACCGAAUCAUGUUGGACAUUCACAUCUUUAUGAAGGUGUUUCCAAAAGAAAAACUAAAGCAGUGUAAAAGUGAAUUCCCAAUACGGACUCUAAAGACCCUGAUUCAUACGUUAUGCAAACUGAAGGGACCCAAGAUUUUAGAUCAUCUAACAAUGAUAGAUAACAAGAAUGAGUCUGAGUUGGAGGCUCAUCUGUGCAGAAUGAUGAAACACUCCCUGGACCAAACUGGAAGCAAAUCUGAUAAAGGCACAGAAAAAGGAGCUUCCCGUAUUGAUGAAAAGUCACCAAAGGCCAAAGUAAAUGAUAUUUUAGCAGAGAUAUUUAAAAAAAUUGGCUCUAAAGAAAACACUAAAGAGGGUCUGGCAGAGCUGUAUGAAUAUAAAAAAAAAUACUCUGAUGCAGACAUCGAGCCCUUCCUAAAAAACUCCUCACAGUUCUUCCAGAGCUAUGUAGAACGAGGUCUCCGGCUGAUUGAAAUGGAAAGGGAAGGCAAAGGGCGCAUUGCUUCUACAGGAGUUUCUCCACAGGUAGAGGUAUCAUGUAUCCCCACUCCCACCAGUGUAGUCUCUUCUGCAAUUGGAAAUUCAAAUGGGGAAGAAGUGGGGCCAUCUGUCUAUUUGGAAAGACUAAAAAUCCUCAGGCAGCGAUGUGGCCUUGACAAUGCAAAGCAAGAAGACAGGGCGUCACUGGCCACCCCACUGUCCAAGCCGUCAGUCCCCACAGUUGCAUCCUCUACAGAUAUGCUCCACAGUAAGCUUUCCCAGCUCCGCGAAUCACGGGAACAAUACCAGCACAUUGAUCUGGACUCCAAUCAGACCCAUGCUGGCAUUGGAAGUACCACUUCCUCUUCCACAGCAUCCAAUAUUGAUGACUUGAAAAAAAGACUGGAGAGAAUAAAAAGCAGUCGCAAGUGAAAUUGCGUGAGGCGGUUUGGCUAUUGCAGAGCUGUCCAUCUUUAGUUGACUAAACUAGAAGUCUUCAUAGUUAAGUGGCCUCAUGCAGGCCUUAUGUAUACAAACUUGUUUCUGUGUAUAAUACAGCAGAUCUUGGAGGAGGAUCCAAGUCAAUGUGGCACAAAUCUUUGUAUAUAUUUUGCUUCUUUGUGAGCAUUUCUUGACCGUAGAAGACUGUCCAUGUAUUAGUUUUAGUGUACAGAGCUGUAAACAACAAUUCUCCUCAGUCCAGUUUCUCAAAAUUUGGUUUUAUUUGUUAAGUUGUCUUAUCUUAGCUCUUAACUCUUAGAAACUUUUCAUUGCAUUCAUUUUUAAUUUUGUGAAUUACUUCUCCAUUUAAUCCUUGAACUGUUUCUGUAUGGACGCAUGGCAUGAAGCAACUAAUUUAAGUGUCUUUUUGUAAAUAAAGUUUGCAUUAACUCU